AUGGACGCGGUGGGACUGGACCCAUCUAUCCACCUCGCCACGAUGCAGAUGCCGUGCACGGAAGAGGCGACGCAUCCCGCAGCACUUGCAGCAGGGGAGUCGUCGUGGCUCACCUCCCGGGCGGAUGUUCCGGCCACAAGUCCGAAGCGCCGCGUGCGCGAUGACACCGGCCACAUUUGGCACUACAUACUCGCCGCCGCCGCCACCACGGGCCUCGACCUCCUGCCCGCUACUUUGGCGGACCUCGCCGGCGGCCUCCGCGCCAUCCGCUUCGAGCUCGCGGAGAUCAAGGCCGGCCGGCACCCGCCGCCCCCACCGGCCGCCGUUCCGGUUCCGUCCGCCACCCCGACACCGCUCGCCUCCGCCGCCAGCAAGGGCUGCCCCGCGUGGUGGCCGCCAUCGCCCUCGCCAAUUCCCACCUGGACCGACGCAUCGCCCGUCUACACUCAGACUUCGGCGCGGACGACGGUUCAGCCGCCCGCCCACCCCUUUGGCGGUCCUAGCGGGUUUGCGGCCCCCUUCGCCGCGAGCUCGUCCUUCAACCCGGGACGCCAGGAGGGCGCCCCCGAGGUCCCGCCUCUGGCACAGCAGCCGGCCCGCUUCACCAAGCUGGAGUUCGCCACCUACGACGGCGCCACCGACCCCCUGAACUGGCUGAACAAGUGUGAGCAGUUUUUUCAGGGGCAGCGGACGCUCAGCGCCGACCGCACGUGGAUCGCCUCCUAUCACUUACGAUGCGCCGCGCAGACUUGGUACUACGCCCUCGAGCAGGACGAGGGCGGGAUGCCGCCAUGGGAGCGUUUCCGCGACCUGUGCCUCCAGCGGUUUGGGCCGACCCUCCGCGGCAGCCGCCUCGCCGAGCUGGGAUGCCUCGCCUUCAUCACCACGGUCCAGGACUUCGCCGACCGUUUUCAGGCGCUCGCGUGCCAUGCCCCGGGCGUCUCGGCGCGGCAGCGCGCCGAUCUCUUCGUCGGCGGCCUCCCCGACUACAUCCGCGUCAACGUCGAGAUGCGCGAGCCGGCGGACCUGCAGACGGCCAUGUACUACGCACGGGCCUACGAGCAGCGCGCCCUCGCCAUGCAGCAGGUCUACGCGCAACGUGGCAGCGCUCGUCCCGCGCUCCGAGCCGCCCCGACGCCCACCGCUCCGCCGCACCCCGCGCCGGCCGCCGCGCCCGCGGGCCUUCCUGCGCCGACUCGCCCCUUCAAGCGUCUGACGGCUGCGGAGCAGCUUGAGUGGCGCCGCCAGGGGCUGUGCUUCAACUGCGACGAGAAGUACGCACCGGGCCACACGUGCGCCCGCCUCUUCUACCUGGAGACCUUCGACGAGGCCGACGUUGAGGCCCUCACCGCCAAGCUCGCGGCCGCCACCGUCACUGAGGCCGGUGUCACGACCUAUGCGCCGGUCGACGCGUCCGCCUUCGUCGUCUCUCUUCAUGCUAUGGCGGGCAUCAAGACGGCAAAGACGAUGCUGCUUCCGGUGACGAUCAAUGGGGAGCGUCUCAUUGCGCUGGUGGACACGGGCUCCACGCACAACUUCCUGUCCACCACCGCCAUGCGCCGCCUCGCUCUCCAGCCAGCGGGAUCGGAGAAGUACAGAGUCAUCGUCGCCAACGGGGACCGUCUUAUGUGCCAGGGCGUGGCGCGACAGGUUCCCGUGCUCGUAGGCGACGAGCCGUUCUCCAUCGACUGCUGGGACCACGAUGUGCUGUCCCUCAUCUUCUGGCGUGAGGGCGGCCGCCGUGUUCACUGGACGGGCGUGGGCAGCACUGGCACGUCCCCGCAGCUCCACCUGAUGGCCGCCGCGCUUGACAAGGCGCAUCCGCUCCUGGCCGAUUUACUGCAGCAGCACGACGACCACUUCGACGAGCCGUGGGGCCUACCUCCCUCGCGACCCUGUGACCACCGCAUACACCUGCUGCCGAACACGACACCCGUGUCUGUGCGGCCAUACCGGUACCCCAAGCUGCAGAAGGACGAGCUCGAGCGCCAGGUGGCGGUCAUGCUAGCGCAGGGCAUCAUUCGGAUUUCGACGUCGCCGUUCUGCGCCCCCGUGCUUCUUGUGCGCAAGACCGACAGCACGUGGCGUUUUUGCAUCGACUUCCGCGCCCUCAACACUGUCACGUCCAAGGACAAGUUCCCCAUCCCCGUCGUGGAUGAGCUCCUGGACGAGCUGCAUGGCGCGCGCUUCUUCACCAAGCUCGACUUGCGCUCAGGCUAUCAUCAGGUGCGCAUGCACCCGGACGACAUCGCCAAGACGGCGUUCCGCACUCACCAUGGCCACUACGAGUUUUUGGUGGUGUCGUUCGGCCUCUCCAACGCACCGGCGACCUUCCAGGCCCUGAUGAACGACGUGCUCAGCCCCUACUUACGCCGCUUUGUGCUUGUUUUCUUUGAUGAUAUUUUGAUCUACAGCGCAUCCUGGGCAGAGCACCUGCAACAUGUGGCCAUCAUCUUCAACGAGCUUCGAGCGCAUUGCCUUCAUCUCAAGCGCUCGAAGUGCUCGUUUGGAUACUACCGGCGGUACAUCCAGGACUUCGGCCUCAUCGCCACGCCUCUCACGCGCCUGCUUCGCCGCGACGCCUUCUCCUGGGACGAGGAGGCGGCCACGGCCUUUGCCGCUCUGCAACGGGCACUCACGAUGGGCCCCGUUCUUCAGUUGCCGGACUUCGACGAGCCAUUCGUGGUGGACUGCGACGCCUCCGGCAUUGGCUUCGGCGCCGUCCUUCACCAGGGCGGGGGUCCACUCGCUUUCUUCAGUCGCCCCUUCGCCGCGCGCCACCACAAGCUCGCCGCAUAUGAGCGCGAGCUUAUCGGGCUGGUCCAGGCGGUGCGCCACUGGCGGGCGUAUCUUUGGGGCCGGACAUUCCGUGUGCGCACGGACUACUACAGCCUGAAGUUCUUGCUGGAUCAGCGCCUCUCCAGCGUGCCGCAACACCAGUGGAUCAGCAAGCUCUUUGGCUUCGACUUCACCGUCGAGUACCGCCCCGGCUGCCUCAACACAGUCGCCGACGCCCUGUCCCGCCGUGACGUUGACGACACUGCGGACGCGCCCACGGUCGGUGCAGCCAUCUGCAUCCACUUCGGGCCGUCCUUGGCCUUCAUCGACGAGGUUCGUCGCGCUACUGCCACGGUUGCGGAUGCGCAGCAGCUGCGCCAGUGCCUGGCCGACGGAGAGCUGGCCGCGCCAUGGCGCUUGGACGAGGGACUACUCCUCCAUGGGUGCCGCAUCUUCGUGCCGGACCAUGGAGACCUGCGCCACCAGGCCUUGUCCUUGGCACAUUCUGCAGGUCACGAGGGCGUCCAGAUGACCAUGCACCGUCUCCGUGCUGAUUUUUACAUUACAGGGGAUGGCGCCCUGGUGCGAGACUGGGUGCGGGCGUGCGUCACAUGCCAGCGGAACAAGACGGAGACGCUCCGUCCGACGGGCUUGCUGCAGCCGCUGGACGUGCCGUCCCAGUACGCGCACUUCAUCGCCCUCGGCCAUCCCUAUACGGCGACGUCCGUGGCACGCGCCUUCUUCGACGGCAUCGUUCGCCUCCACGGGUUUCCAUCCUCCAUCGUCAGUGAUCGUGAUCCUGUGUUCACGGGUCACGUCUGGAGGGACUUCUUUGGGUUGGCGGGCGUGAAGCUCCGCAUGAGCACGGCGUUUCAUCCUCAGACGGACGGCCAGUCCGAGGUCGUCAACAAGAUCAUCGCCAUGUACCUGCGUUGCAUCACCGGGGAUCGUCCACGAGCUUGGGUGGACUGGCUGGCGUGGGCUGAGUACUGCUACAACACAUCCUACCACUCCGCACUGCACGCCACUCCCUUUGAGGUGGUCUACGGGAGGCCACCGCCGGCGAUGCUUCCCUAUGCGUCUGGCAUGGCCCGUACUGAAACAGCGGAUGACCUGUUGCGUACUCGCGACGAGAUACUGGCUGAGGCGCGUCAGCGACUUCUUCAGGCUCAGCAGCUGGCCAGGAGGUACUAUGAUGCACACCAUUGCGACGCGGAGUUUGCGGUCUGGCUACGCCUUCUUCACCGGACGACCCAGUCCUUGGACCCGCGCUCCAGGCGCAAGUUGGGACCUCGUUACGCCGGUCCCUUCCGUGUGCUGGAGCGUAUCGGCACGCUCGCCUACCGUCUUGAGCCGCCCGCGGGCUCGCGCCUCCACGACGUCUUCAACGUCGGCCUCCUGAAGGCCUACCGUGACGACCCUCCUUCGGCACCACCAGCUCUUCCACCUACUUCGGAUGGGCGCCUCGAGCCUGCCCCAGCGAGUGUGGCUCGCGCGCUGAAGGCCCAGCAGCGCCGUGGUGUUUGGCACGUCUUGGUGCAUUGGACAGGCAUGCCAGAGGACGAGGCGACUUGGGAGAAGCUUGAAGAUCUCUGCCAGAAGUUUCCCGAAGUUCAGCUCGAGGACGAGCUGUUUGAGAAGGCGGGGAGACAUGUUAUGGUCGCCUUAAUUAAGGAGUUCAUCCGCUUCGGUGCCCAAUUCGUUGGGUACCGCGAGUAUGCUAGCAAAACUGAAGAAAAACUUGCGGAGGCCAACAAACGCGCUGACACUCCUGCUCAGAAACUAGAGCAAAGUGAGGAGGCUCGUAAGAAGGCCGAAUCUGAUGCUAGCAAGGCUAAGGCAGAGGCUGACCAGGCCAAGGCAGAAGAUGCUGGUGUUGAAGAUCUUCAGAAGAAGCUUCAUGACGCCGAAACCGCCUUGAACGAGCAUAAAACCGCACAAGCUGCUCGUGAAGAGGUUCUGUUCUCGACGCUGCCGCUGAAGAUGAAAGGGUGA
Lolium perenne is the source of this 4773-nucleotide messenger RNA. The record is from RefSeq and is a predicted model, not a curated record. Lineage: Eukaryota; Viridiplantae; Streptophyta; Magnoliopsida; Poales; Poaceae.